Messenger RNA from Malassezia vespertilionis, 2766 nucleotides. Its product is annotated as dolichyl-P-Glc:Glc1Man9GlcNAc2-PP-dolichol alpha-1,3-glucosyltransferase. The transcript is spliced from 2 exons. Lineage: Eukaryota; Fungi; Basidiomycota; Malasseziomycetes; Malasseziales; Malasseziaceae. The record is from RefSeq and is a predicted model, not a curated record. Bases 1 to 2766 code for a protein of 921 amino acids.
AUGCCAAUUGUGAAACGCAAGGCGAUAUCUCCUCUGCCCCUUGCAGACUCCUUAGAGACUGCCAAGAAGGACGGGCAGAAUCCGAGUGUCUUCUUUCUUGCAGCGACGGGCGAAGUAUUUUUGGAUUAUGAACAAUAUGCAGCGCGUCUUAGCUACUACCAUCAGCGCAUAUUUCAGUGCGAGCUCUCUGGGAAAUCGAGCCUGACCUAUUUUGAAGCAGCGCACAGCGAGGAGCAGCAAACUCUCGCGAUUCAAAGGCAAUUUCCCGACCCUCUUAAAGUCCCAGUUCUGAAUGCUGUGCAGUUCCAAAUUACUGGGCGGCUUGACAACCUUGUUGACCUGGUGGUGGAGCGAUUCAAGAACCGAUUCUUUGCCGAGGAGACCGUGUUUGUCGAAAUCGACGGGGCGCGACACCACGGCACUAUUCUAAACGUCGCAUUGUGCACAGCCAAAAAAGAUCCUGAAGCUACGGCACAAAUUCCCCAUUUCCUCGGUGCAAACCUAGCUGUGUCCAUGGAAGAAGCUGCUCGCUUGGACGAUCCCGGACAGUAUCUUUACACGGUAGCAUUGGCCGAUGGCAAGGCCAGCUCAACCGAAGCAAAUGCCGAGCAGCUCAGCCGAGACCGCAUGCUCUUCUCCAAGUCCAUUGUACGCAAGUUUUUGCGCGAUACUAUGGAGCGUGAUAGCCAAAUUGGAAGUGCCUGGUAUGUGCGCGAGAGCCUUGCAAAGCGGUACGGAAUUCUCACGACGCCGUCGGAGGAAGUUUUGCGCAUGCACGAGGAUAUCAAAGAAGGCAAGCUUUCCAAGCGCCGAAAGCUAGCUGAUAAUGACGCUACAAUCGCACGACGCAAAGCAAGAGAGGACCGCAAAGCAAAGAGCGCCGACGACCAAAAGAGGCUCGACGCGAAAAAGCUACUCAAGUUUCCCGCAGAGGACCUGCUUUUGGAGCCGGUCACGGAAAAAGAAUUGCAUGCAGACACUUGCGGCGAAUUGCCGAAACGCGCGCAGCGGCCUGUGCUUGACGGCGCCGAAUUUUUAGGUGUACCGCUAGACACGUUUGAGCCGUUCCUUAUGGCGUACUACUUUUUCUUGACGCUCGGCACGCCGCUGCACAUUUCCACUAUCGCGUACGAUGACUUUGACGCUGCACUUCGGCAUCCAACGCACGAGCCAGCAUGUUUUUUGCUCAACGAAAUGCACGGUGUUUUGUUGAACGCCAUUGUCCGCGACGGCGCCCACAGCCGCGACUUGGCCCCUGGCAUCCAGGCCAAGAAACGUCGUGUGGAAGCGCCCGCACCGAUCAUCGCAGCCCCCGAAGAGCCGCAACCCAUGAACGAUAGCAGCAGCGAUAUUAGCGAUCCAGACGAGGAGGACUUGCCGGAAAAGACAGUACUCGACGCUGCCAUCUCCAUGGGCCGCGGCUGGGAAAAGCGCAUUUUACACGCAGACAAUUUGCGCGCUGGCUGGGAGAGUGCUAUGGCUGGCUGUCUUGCACAGCGCGCAACUCCCGAAACCCUACCGCGUUUUUAUGCAAUCCUCUCGUACCUUACCGGCGUAGAGCACGACGACGCCCUCCAGGACGGCCGUUGUAUGGCGCUUAAAUGCAAGACGAUUGAAGAACGCUAUGCACACAUGCCGCUGGAAGACAAGAUUCAAGCACUUCUGUUUUUGUGCCAGCUGGUGGUGGUAACCAAGAAUGUCAAAACCUACUAUGAAGAGUGUGAGAACCAUUUGACGGAGCUUCGCAAAGAGCGCAUGGAAAUCAUCCGCGCGCGAAAACGCACCUUGGAACAGCGCCACGAACUUGACGGAAUCAAGAAGGAGCAUUUCGAAGAUCAGUCCGAAAAUCAGCCCGAGGAACAGCUCGAGGAACACCCCGAGGAACAGUUCAUGCAAGUGGACGAAAAGCCCGUGUUUUCGGACGACGAUACUGAUUCGGACUCGGACUCCGAGCGCGACGAACUCGCGGAGGAGGACGAGCUAGAGGACUCGGAGGACAGCGAUGCAGGCUCCGAAACAAACUCUGAAACCGGCUCCGAGCACUACAAACGUGCGUUUGGCACGCGGCAAGAAUCGCUACGGGAGAAGGCAAUCCAGCGCGAUGCAGAGCAGUCGCGACAGGCGCAGGAACUCGCGCGAGUAAGAGCGCUGCAACGCGAGACCAAGCAGCUGAAUGCCGAGCGCCGGCGCAUGGAUGAGGAGGCAUUGCGCCUCGGCAAGCACGAGCAAGUCAUUGAGCGCGAGUUUCGCCGCUACGCCAUGAUCCCUCGAUUGCGUCCUUUGGGUCGCGAUCGGUUCAUGUCGCGCUACUUUUGGCUCGAUGGGAUUGGCACUGCCUCGCUCUCUACACACGGUGGCAACACAGCGUAUCAAACGGGCCGCGUGUUUGUCCAGUCUGCAAGCAAUCGCGAGUGGCAGAACUUGUCGUUAAACUACGAAGGCGGCGAACCUGCGCUCGCAAAGCGCCGCGCAAUCGAGCAGGGCGACGAGAACGUGUCCUUUGGGCAAUGGGGCGUGUAUACCAAGCCGGAGCAGAUCGAGGAGCUGAUUGCGUGGCUGCGUACUAAAGGCACACGUGAGAAUGCACUCAAAGCGCAGCUCCUCAAGUACCGUGACUAUAUCGAGGGCGGCAUGCGGAAACGCAUCGACGAUAUUGCGCUGGGCUGGCGCGAGCCCGUAGAGACACGCCGCUCCUCGCGUGUGCGCACGGAACAAUCAGCACACAUGCGCUUGCCGUACAUGACAUGGCGGAAUACAUAUCACUAG